CAAUCAGAUCCACUUCUUGUUACGUUAGCUCAGCCUUGGCAUAACAACAGCCAGCUUGCGUGUCCUGCGAUCUCCUGAGCGUCAUCUGAUGUCAAAGUGAUCGCUUAAAAUGUUUGAUUAUCAUUAACAUUGUUUGUACAGGGUUCUGUGCUAACGUGGCAUCCGUGCGUACCAGCGACAUUGUUAAUCGGGGGGGGGCAAACUUAACGGUGAUCACUGAGCUAAAGCGUUACUGGCGUUAGCUGCGAAGCUAGCUAAUUGUAGUUAGCGAAGAAGAUGGGGUCCAUCCUGAGUCGUAGAAUCGCCGGAGUUGAGGAUAUAGAUAUCCAAGCCAAUUCGGCAUACCGAUUUCCACCUAAAUCAGGGAAUUAUUUUGCCAGCCAUUUCUUCAUGGGAGGGGAGAAAUUCGACACACCACAUCCAGAAGGCUACCUUUUUGGAGAGAACAUGGACCUCAAUUUCCUUGGAAACAGGCCUGUGCAGUUUCCGUACGUUACCCCAGCUCCUCAUGAGCCGGUGAAAACUCUACGCAGUCUGGUCAACAUCAGGAAGGAUUCUCUGCGUUUAGUCAGGUACAAAGACGAUGCGGAUUCGCCCACGGAGGAGGAGGCAAAGCCCAAGGUGCUUUAUGGCGUGGAGUUCACCUUCGACGCUGAUGCCCGUGUCGCCGUCACGCUGUACUGCCAGGCCUUUGAGGAGUUCUCCAACGGGAUGGCCGCGUACAACCCAAAGAGUCCGCUACUGGUGUCCGAAACUGUACACUACAAACGAGGCGUGAGCCAGCAGUUCUCCAUGCCGUCUUUCAAAAUAGACUUCAGCGAUUGGAAAGAAGAAGAUCUGAACUUUGACCUAGACCGGGGUGUAUUUCCAAUGGUCAUCCAGGCAGUGGUGGAUGAAGGGGAUGAUUGCUUGGGCCAUGCCCAUGUACUCCUUGCUGCGUUUGAAAGACAUGUUGAUGGCAGCUUCUCUGUCAAGCCCCUGAAACAGAAGCAAAUUGUCGACCGUGUGAGCUACCUGCUCCAGGAGAUCUACGGCAUUGAGAACAAGAAUAACCAGGAAACAAAGCCGUCAGACGACGAGAACAGCGACAACAGCAACGAGUGCGUGGUGUGUCUCUCGGAUCUGCGCGACACACUCAUCCUGCCCUGCAGGCACCUGUGUCUGUGCAACUCCUGCGCCGACACGCUCCGUUACCAGGCCAACAACUGUCCAAUAUGCCGACUGCCGUUCCGAGCCUUGCUGCAGAUCCGAGCGGUGCGGAAGAAACCCGGAGCACUGUCGCCCGUUUCCUUCAGCCCCGUGCUGGCCCAGACGAUGGACCACGACGAGCACUCCCAGAGCUCCGACUCGGUGCCCCCGGGCUUCGAGCCCAUCUCCCUGCUGGAGGCGCUGAACGGCCUGCGGUCCAUCUCGCCCGCCAACCCGUCCGCCCCGCUCUACGACGACAUCAACUUCUCCGGCGGCGGUGAAAGCCGAGCCCUCAGCUCCCCGGAGCAUCUCAGCGACAGCGGCAGUCUGCAGAAGAGCAAAGUCAGCAAGUCCCCAGACAGCAGCACCUUGAGGUCCCCGUCCUCUCCCAUCCAAGAGGAGGACGAGGAGAAGCUGUCGGAGAUGUCCGACGCCCAGCCCAACCCGCUGCUGUCCAGCAGUCCCGCUCCCACCGAGGCCACGGGCGUGGAGGAUGUGGCCGAGUCGCUGUCCCCGGACGACGAGGAGGAGGAAGAGGAGGAAGAGGAGGAGGAGCGGCCUCACUCCCGAGAGGAGAUCCUCCAGGACUGCAUCAGCGAACACAGUAGCCUGACCAAGACGGAGAGCGACCCGCCCGGAGACCUCUCCCUGCCAGGUUACUCUCUAACAACGCAUGCAAAAGUCACGGUGUACUCUACUGUGCAGACAUUUGCUGCAAAAUUCACAUCCUAUUGUCAGCUUCCAGCAGCAGACAACCUCCAAUGGUUUGGCCUAACACCUGCAAGUUCGUCCGAGUCCACGGAGAGCCUGAAGAGCCAGAGCACGAACUGCUCCAGCCAGCCGCUCCUCUCGUCUCCCAGGAACAGCUUCCACUUGGAGGACGAGCACCACUGAGGCCUGACACGGCCCUCCCCUCCGUACAUCACACACAGCACAGUCUCGCUUUUUAACCAUUUACCAGACCGCUCGUAUUAAUCGCCCUCUCAAUAACUACACGGGUUAUCUUUUUUAUAGGAUCUUUGUGUUGGGUUAUUUUUGUAUUAUCAACGACACUGAUGUCUGAAGGAUGACAUCUUUUUUUUUUCCUUUCUUUUUUUCCUGUAUCUUUCGAACUGACACCUGGAAGGAAUUAGUUAUUCCUGUGUUGUACCUCUCCGGUGUAAAAUAUCAAUAGGCCCUUUUCUCGCUUUAGCUGCCAUCCUGACUGUCAGAUGUUCAGCCGUCUUGGAGGUUUGUUGUUUUCUAGUCAUGUGGAACCCAGAGAUAUGUCGCCACUUUCCAUGGUGGUGGUUAAGCACACUUAUUUUAACUCUGCUUCACAUUAAAUCCAGAAACAGAAAUAAACCCAAAAUGACUUUGGGUGUUUUGCAUUUGCCUUUAAAUAUGUUGACCAAUUCACCCAUUGAAAAAAAAAAAAGUCUAAAAGUCGUUGACCAGAAUUCAGCGAGCAUACCAGUUGUCCAUACAGAACCAAUCUGAAAUCUUUUGUAAUGCACUCCUUGUUGUAUAUGCCGUGUUAAGAAUUGUUUUGUUUUUAUUUUGAAUGAUGUGAUGUAUUCAUGUAUGUCUUUGUAUCAUACUGUAUCUUUACUAGAAUCCUGUGUAGUCAUUUACUAAACUGUAUUCUUGCAUAUUGUGUAGGGAUAAGGAAAAUUAUAUAUACUGGUAUCAACGUAUUGGGAAGUAGGCUCAGCACCUUGUACAUACUCCUUAAGGUUCAAAUCGAUAAGAGCUAUAAAGUUCAUGAGGUCAUUCUUAAAGCUAAACACAAAGAUUCAAACAAUAGGUCACUAAAAACCUACAACUAGCAUAUAUACCAGUGCUAUGUGUAUGCUAACUGUAAAUGGCACAAUAAGCGGGCUUGUAGAUCUGACAUUUGGAGUCUCCAUUGUGAUGCCAGCAUCAGCUUCUGUGAUGUCGCUGCAGGGUUAACUCUAGCCUUACUUCAACCUUUUCCUGUGUGUGUGUUUGCGUGGGUGGGUGUGUGUGUGUGAGUGUGUGCGUAUCACCAUGCAUAUGUAAAGAUUUGUGUGCCUUGAGUUGGUAAGGCUGCUUGUGGCAUUGGGUAUUGGGGUUCUUUGGACUGAUUUCUUAAACUGUCCAUGUCAGUUUUUUUUCUUUGAGUUUGCCAUUCAAUUUGUUAAGCAGCCCCAGUUUUCUAUUUUCCCAUCUCGAUGCAAUAUGAAAGUUACUUUUGCAACAUUAACAAUGCACCAGUUACUGUUUUGUCUCCAUGUAUCCAUGUUAUGCAUUUUAAUCCCAACGUGUGCGCCGUGUGUGUGGUUUGAUUGACAAGCACACUCAUCCAAUGCAACUUAAGCAACCAAUCAUUUAGCAUUGGGCUAACUCACGCAUGUAAACUCUCAGAACCGCUUUAGCCUCUUACCGCUUUUAUGAAACAACAUGCUCCUCUAUCCUCUUAUGUGCCAUUUCCAUCCUGAUUCUGUGCCUUCCUCUUCCAACCACUAUUGACCUGGUAUCCAGGGUAACAGCAGUACGUGGUGUGUGGCUCUGCAUAACCAAUACCUGUCUUUUCAUAAAUGUAUAGCUGCAUGUGUAUAACAAUAAAGUCUGAUUCAAAACGAA
Messenger RNA from Gadus macrocephalus (Pacific cod), 3774 nucleotides. It is a transcript of the gene mgrn1b, whose product is annotated as mahogunin, ring finger 1b. The coding region runs from base 277 to 2082 and encodes 601 amino acids. Gene Ontology annotation, cellular component: early endosome; nucleus; cytoplasm. The record is from RefSeq and is a predicted model, not a curated record. The transcript is spliced from 17 exons. Lineage: Eukaryota; Metazoa; Chordata; Actinopteri; Gadiformes; Gadidae. Gene Ontology annotation, molecular function: ubiquitin protein ligase activity. Gene Ontology annotation, biological process: protein ubiquitination; endosome to lysosome transport; negative regulation of G protein-coupled receptor signaling pathway.